Molecule: messenger RNA, 1102 nt
Organism: Nothoprocta perdicaria
Lineage: Eukaryota; Metazoa; Chordata; Aves; Tinamiformes; Tinamidae
Gene: CBY1
Product: chibby family member 1, beta catenin antagonist
Exons: 6
Coding region: 210-653 (147 amino acids)
Biological process (GO): negative regulation of Wnt signaling pathway
Cellular component (GO): nucleus
Source: RefSeq, a predicted model, not a curated record
AGAAGGGGGCGCAGCCACGUCGUGCGCAGCUUGAGGAAACUUUUGAUGGAGAGGAGCCUCUGAAGGAGCGAUGGUGUCUUAGCUACAACCAGAGCUGAGGUAGCAACGACCUACAUUUCACCUCUUGAAAGAGUCCAUCUAUUUUGAAGCAGUGACCUCAAAAAGCAAAGCAUUGGGAAGCGCCACGGGCACUCGGGCAGUAGGACACGAUGCCUCUCUUUGGGAACACGUUUAGCCCGAAGAAAACGCCGCCCAGAAAGUCAGCUUCUCUCUCCAACUUGCACUUGCUGGAUAGAUCAACCCGUGAGGUUGAGCUGGGCCUGGAGUAUGGCAUCCCCACCAUGAACCUUGCCGGACAGAGCCUGAAGUUUGAAAAUGGCCAGUGGGUCGCAGAGUCAGGAAGCUUCACUGGGGAUCGCAGGGAAAUGCAGCGCUUGCGCAAACGAAACCAGCAGCUGGAAGAAGAAAACAACCUCCUUCGACUCAAAGUGGAUAUUCUGCUGGACAUGUUCUCAUUGCAGGGUAUGCUCUGCACUCUGCUUUAUGCUACCGUGCAAGAGGAUUUUAAUGAUAAAGUGACUGUGAGAGUGAAGUCUGAUCUCUUCUGCUUCCCCCCAAGAGAGGGGGAAGGUUCCCCUGGCAGAAGAGCUUGACUUCAGUGGAGACUGGGGCAGGAUUACAUGGGAGCCUCAGCAAGUGUGUGUCCUCUUUCUGCACUGAGUAUGGGGCCACCUUCCUGCCGCUUGGGAAGCCAGGUCACAGUCGCCUUUUGUGGCCACAGAAGAUUAAGGCUCCAAGACCUUCCUUUUGGCAUGACAAAUGGGCUUUCAUGUGUCUGUAAACCUUCAGGGGAAAGAGCCCCCAGGCCCUGUAUAAACUGAAAUUCAACCCUACGCUUCUCACACCUAGAGUCUGGAAGCUAACUGAGAAUCUUUGCUCAGUUGCUUGUUAAGUGGGUUAACUUCUAUGUCAAUCUGAACAAGUAUUUAUCCCAUUAUCAUUUUCCUUCCUUUAUUCUGUGUUUUGAAACUGGAAAGAUGSUUGCUCUUUUUUGUUCUUUUCUGCACUGAGGAGCAAAUCCAUCUCUCGAGGCUGUCUUGGU